Cervus elaphus (red deer) is the source of this 4777-nucleotide messenger RNA. RefSeq names its product methyl-CpG binding domain protein 1 (gene MBD1). Lineage: Eukaryota; Metazoa; Chordata; Mammalia; Artiodactyla; Cervidae. The transcript has 17 exons. The coding region runs from base 208 to 2103 and encodes 631 amino acids. The record is from RefSeq and is a predicted model, not a curated record. Gene Ontology annotation, molecular function: zinc ion binding; DNA binding.
GGACAGCGGAUUUCCGGUUCCUGGAGCAACGAACGGCCGCGGCGGCGACAGCUACAGCUUCAGAGGAAGCGGCUGCGGAGGAGGAAGGCGAGGAGCCGGAGAAGGCGGGAGCCACGGGCGGGAUUCUCGCCAUGGGUCCGCGGACCUAGAACCGUGGAACGUACCAGCCGGGAGCCGAGCUGGCCGCUGCUUCUUCCCGUGGUCCCCAUGGCUGAGGACUGGCUGGACUGCCCAGCCCUGGGCCCCGGCUGGAAGCGCCGUGAGGUUUUUCGCAAGUCAGGUGCCACCUGCGGACGCUCAGACACCUACUACCAGAGCCCCACAGGAGACAGGAUCCGAAGCAAAGUUGAGCUGACCCGAUACCUGGGCCCUGCAUGUGAUCUCACCCUCUUUGACUUCAAACAAGGCGUCCUCUGCUAUCCAUCCCCCAAGGACCAUUCCUUGGCCAUCACCAGCAGGAAGCGGAAGAAGCCUUCGAAGCCAGCCAAGGCUCGGAAGUGUCAGGUUGGACCUCAGAAGAGUGAAGUCAGGAAGGAGACACCAAGGGAUGACACCAAGGCUGACACUGACACAGUCCCAGCUUCACUUCCUGCACCUGGGUGCUGUGAGAACUGUGGAAUCAGCUUUUCAGGAGAUGGUACCCGAAGGCAGCGGCUCAAGACUUUAUGCAAGGACUGCCGAGCACAGAGGAUUGCUUUCAAUCGGGAGCAGAGGAUGUUUAAGCGUGUGGGCUGUGGGGAGUGCACGGCCUGCCAGGUGAAGGAAGACUGCGGGGCCUGCUCCACCUGCCUCCUGCAGCUGCCCCGCGAUGUGGCCUCGGGGCUGUUCUGCAAGUGUGAGCGAAGACGGUGCCUCCGAAUUGUGGAAAGGAGCCGAGGGUGUGGCGUGUGCCGGGGCUGUCAGACCCGAGAGGACUGUGGCCGCUGUCGAGUCUGCCUUCGCCCUCCCCGCCCUGGGCUCCGGCGCCAGUGGAAGUGCGUCCAGCGGCGCUGCCUCCGGCACCUUGCCCACCGCCUCCGUCGCCACCAUCAGCGAUGUCAACGACGCCCUCCCCUCGCUGUGGCUCCCCCUGCUGGUAAACAUGGCCGCCGCAGGGGAGGCUGCGACUCCAAGGUGGUGCCCCGGCGGCGUCCACCCCGAGCCCAGUCACCGCCUCCACCUCCUCCACCGCAGCCUCCAGAGUCUCCAGAGCUGCACCCCAGAGCCCUGGCCCCCUCGCCACCUGCUGAAUUCAUCUAUUACUGUGUAGACGAGGACGAGCUACAGCCUUACACAAACCGUCGGCAGAACCGCAAAUGUGGGGCCUGUGCAGCCUGCCUGCGGCGGAUGGACUGUGGCCACUGCGACUUCUGCUGUGACAAGCCCAAAUUCGGGGGCAGCAACCAGAAGCGCCAGAAGUGUCGCUGGCGCCAGUGCCUGCAGUUUGCUAUGAAGCGGCUCCUGCCAAGUGUCUGGGCAGAGUCCGAAGAUGGGGCAUCGCCGCCCCCAGCUCACCCUCGUCGAAAGAGGCCUGGCUCUACUCGAAGGCCCCAUCUGGGUCAGACUCUGAAGCCUCCCUUGGCCACACCCACAGCUCAACCAGACCGAGCCCAGACUCCAGUGAAGGAGGAAGCGGGCGGCGGCUUUGUGCUGCCCCCACCUGGCACUGACCUUGUGUUCUUACGGGAGGGUGCGAGCAGCCCCGUGCCAGUGCCUGGCCCAGCCUCGGCUGCCACAGAAGCUCGGCUGCAGGAGGCCCAGUGCCCUGGCCUGAGUUGGGUUGUGGCCUUACCCCAGGUGAAGCAAGAGAAGGCGGAUGCCCAGGAAGACUGGACACCGGGCUCAGCCAUCCUGACUUCUCCUGUAUUGCUGCCCGGCUGCCCCAGCAAGGCAGUAGACCCAGGCCUGCCAUCAGUGAAGCAAGAGCCACCUGACCCUGAGGAGGACAAGGAGGACAACAAGGAUGACUCCACCUCUGACUUGGCCCCAGAGGAGGAGGCAGGAGGGGCUGGCACGCCCGUGAUCACGGAGAUUUUCAGCCUGGGUGGAUCCCGCCUCCGGGACACAGCAGUCUGGUUGCCAAGGUCCAAGGACCUUAAAAAACCUGGAGGUAGAAAGCAGUAGACUGGAGGCUUCUGCAGACUGUAGGACUCAAGGUGAUACUUACAGACCGACUUUAUCAGAGACAACACUGAUCUGCUCAGAGGCUGGACCAUAGAUGGAUUGCCAGGGCUUGUGUGGGAGUCAGUAGGAACUGGGAAAACCUACCACCAAACCAGAGGAGCAGGCCUGUUCAGUACUCUGAGCUUAUAGAGGAAAUAAGCAGAAAAGGAAGACAAAGAGUAGAAAGUUGGUGCAUCUCCUCCAACCAGUGCAAACCCCAGGAGCCUGAGUGUCAUAAGAAGUGUGGAUAUUAAAGAUGGGGGAGCUGGGAUGGGAGAGCCGACGUGAUUAAAGCCACCUUUGGCCUAAACAAGCCAUCAUCAUAAAUAAUUCUAAAUGGAUUUGGAUGAGACCUGGUAGUGUCUCUAAACAUUUCCUCAGGGAGACAGCAGUUCGGAAUGUAUUGGGAAUGUAAUGUGAAUAAAUGAGGAAAGGAACUGCUAUUCGUUGAGUUCCUCCCAUGGACCUGGUUUAAUCCUCAAAAACAUCUUUUUAGAACGGCAUUGAUUGGGCCCAUUUUUGCAGAAGGGAAAAUGAGAUUCAGAGAAACUAAAUAACUUGUCCAGUGUCGAACAGCUAGUAUCAAUAGAGCCUAGGAUCAAGAGCAAGCCCAGGUUGUAAAAGCCUUGUUUUUAAGUUAAGCCACUAAACUGUUAACUGUAACCUAUAUCCAGUAGUGUGUGAUAGUGUCAUAUUAACAAGUUUCCGGUGACCUGACAAAAGUGGAUUCUUCUAAGCAUAACAACAAAACCCCUUACAAACUGCUGCCCCUGGGGUGGCAUAGGAAACACCAAGACAGUGUGGAUCGUGCCACCUUGUCAGCACGCAUGCCUCCUGAGACUGGGUUAUUCCCAGGCCUUGGGUGCCACAUAGGAUUCCUCAAACCCAAAAGGGCAUCUUUCCCCACGGCUGAUAUUUACCGUCACUCCCUACCCUCAGCCAAAGCAGUCUUCAGAAUGAAAGCUCCUGGCCUGGCUCAUGUUUCCUCACAACUCACUUCCCUGUCCCUUGAUGACCUUUGUACUUGGUUUCUACUCUCAGCCCCUGUCUUCUAGGAGUCUGAGCUCCUGCUUCAAGUCCCGCCUAAGGGCCAGUCUUGGCUCAGCCCUGCCUCACUUUCCAAUUCUUCAUAAAGUGCCAAAAAGAUUACAUGUGUGAUUCAUUACUUAGCUUUACUGGGCUGGGACUGAGUGCCGGCCUCCUAAAUUUGUAGCCUAUGUGCCUCCCUUGCUUACUGUAGUCCCAGCCUCGCAGCUUUAGAGAAUUCAGAGGUAGAGUAAGCGUUUCUCUACUUUUAACUCAUUUACAGCCCUCUGCCCCCUUCUCUGCUUCUUCCUUUGCCUCACCCUACUUAUUUCAGCCAGAGUCAAGACUGGAUAAUUUUCUCGUACUGUUUUGCUCCCUCCCAGGAUCCAACCACCCAAUCCUCAUAUUCUGGUGGUAUUUUGACAGUGAUGCCCUAAAUGAAAUUUGAGAAUAGCAUUCUGACUCAUGAGAUGUUACCGUGUGUGUCAAGAUACAAUCAGAAAAGCAGCACUACUAAUAUGAAGAUUUUAUAUAUGUGUGUAUAUGUAUAUAUAAAUAUGUAUAUUAUCUUAAGGGAUUUAUUGUAGGUGAUUUGAUCUUAUGCAAUUGUGGGAGCUGGUUGAACAGUCUGUAUAAGGCUGUUGUCUUUGCAUCUAAUGCUGGAGCUUGAAGUCUGCAGGGCAGGCAAUCGGGAAGGGAAGAUGGAUGUAAAAUGUGGGAGACGGAGGACAUACUGGCGCCCACAAGCACAAGCUGGAAACCGCAAGGAUGGCCUGGAAGCCAUGUCAGCCUCUCACCACCUCCAGCUUCGAUGACGUGGGUGUCCUGCAGAAGAAACUGGUGCCCUUCAUCACAGAGUUAAAUAUGCAUCUGGUCCAGGAAUUAGAAAAGCUGAAGGAAGAUCCUGGGGAAGGUGGAGCAGCUGCAGGCCUGGCUGCAGGCCUGACUGUUGCCCCAUACCAACGAGGUGAGCCAGCAGAUAAAUGACGUGUGUGAACUGCAGCGGUGCCUGGUGCUCCUGCAGCAACCUUCCGAGUGUGCUGCUGCUGCGCGUCUGCCCUCCAGUUCCCACGCACAGUCUCUCGUGGCCUGUCCUAACUGGAAGCAUGCAGGGAAGGGGAUACUGGGAAACGUAGCCUAGUCAAGGUGACACGUUACAAAGCCACCCUGCCAUGAAUCAGCUCCUAAGGGUCUCACAACUCACCUGAGGAUAACUUGGUAAAGCUGCGUUGCUGAAAAUGCAAAGCUGAAGACCAUGGAUUUCAUGGUGACCCCAGCAAGUACAGAAAUUCAAGCCCAUCCAGAAAAAACUUGCUGGUCUCGGCUAUUUUUGUGUCAUUCAUUCAGGUAUCGAGAGCCUGACCCAUGCUAGGCACUGUACUUAAUACUGAGAUUCAGGAAUGAAAAAGAUAUAGUCCAUGCAGUUUUAUUAAAUACAUCAAUAUGUAUUUACAAAUGAUGAAUUUCCAACUUUAUCGUGGAAUUUAAUGGUGAAAAUACAGAAUUCAGGAAACUGUUGGGAGGACAGCCCUUGCGUGACCUUGUUGGGGCACAAUAGGCAUUGGAAAUAUAGUUUAUGCUGUUCUAUUUUUAAAUUAUUUUUAAAUUA